AUGUAUGCUAUUAUAGACGAUCAGAGUAACAGAACUCUCGCAAAUUCAACGUUUUUCGAUAAACUUGCCUGUCAAUCAGAAGUCGUACAGUAUAAUCUAAAAUCCUGUGGUGGUGCUAGAACCAGCCAUGGUCGUGUGGCAAGAGACUGUGUUAUUGAAUCAUGGGACGGUGCGUACAAGUUUGAUUUUCCUAGCGUGCUCGAAUGCGAUGAAGUCCCUAAUGUCCGCGAAGAAAUACCAAGGCCAGAGGUUGCAAAAUACCAUCCACAUCUGCGAGACAUUGCUAACCUGAUACAUCCCAUUGAUCACAGAGCAGAGAUCAUGCUGCUCAUUGGCAGAGAUUUAAUAGACGCCCAUCACGUCUUGGAGCAGCGAAUUGGCCCCGUUCACACUCCAUAUGCUCAAAGAUUGAAACUUGGAUAUGUUGUCGUUGGGGAAUGUUGUCUAGGCCAAAUCCACAAGUCAACAAGUGUAAACGUGAACAAGACAUUUGUGGCAAAUGGGCGCACAACAAUACUAACCCCUUGCGAAAACCGCUUCGAUGUUAAAGAGCAAUCAAUCUGCGAGAUUUGUGAUGACCCCAUUUUUGUUCGCACAUCUGCUGACGAGAAGCCUGCAAUGUCACAGAAUGACAAGUACUUCAUGAAAAUGAUGGAUGAACAGUUCAAGAAAUCCCAUGGUGGUAAAUGGACCGCUCCUUUGCCUUUUCUGCCCGAUCGGCCAAGAUUACCCAACAAGCGUGACCAAGCCUUGAAACGUAUGAAACUCAUACAGAAGUCCAUGGCUCAUGAUGAACAACGACAAAAUCUAUUCAUUGAUUUCAUGGGGAAGGUGUUGCAAAAUGGUCACGCAGAAAGAGCCCCUAAAUUAGACCCACACCAAGAAUGUUGGUACUUGCCUAUAUUUGGAGUUUCGAGUGCCAAAAACCCCAACAAGAUCCGAUGUGUGUUUGACUCGUCCGCAAGAUACAACAACAUCUCAUUGAAUCAAGUUUUGAACACUGGUCCUGAUCUUACCAAUAUGUUGUUAGGUAUACUCCUCCGUUUUAGGAAAGAACGAAUAGCAGUUACAGCUGACAUAGAACAGAUGUUCUACAACUUCUGUGUGUCAGAAGAGCAUAGAGACUACCUCCGUUUCCUGUGGUUUGAAGAUAAUGACCCACAGAAGCCACUGGUAGACUACAGGAUGACUGUGCAUGUGUUUGGGAAUAGCACAUCCCCAGCUGUUGCCACAUACGGGAUCAGAAAGAUUGUUGAAAACUGUGAAGAAGAUGUGAAAGCAUUUGUGAACAACGACUUUUAUGUUGAAUCAAUAAUAAUGAUGGGCUGA
Messenger RNA from Dreissena polymorpha, 1329 nucleotides. RefSeq lists its product as uncharacterized. NCBI's taxonomy places the organism in Eukaryota, Metazoa, Mollusca, Bivalvia, Myida, Dreissenidae. The record is from RefSeq and is a predicted model, not a curated record. The transcript has a single exon. The coding region runs from base 1 to 1329 and encodes 442 amino acids.